UUUAAAGAGAUUCUCCAGACUGUGUAGACAGUACCAGGAAUACAUACGUCCUUAGUUAUUGAAUAUACAAGUCAAAACAAAUAUUGUUCUGUGUCCAUUCUUCCUUUAAACUGUCUUUCCGGAGUAUAUUAUAAAUUAAUUUGAAUAUUUUUGAUUCCCUUAAUCAUCUCACUACACAUGUCUCACAUAUUAUUAUUCGAUUGCUAAGUAUUUCAAUAUGAUUUCUGAACCAAAUUCUUUCAUCACACUUCCUGUUGUCAUCGUUUUUUCAUGCAUUGUCUGUUGUUCAAAAAUUCUAAGGAAAAAUAAGCGUUUGCCAUCAAAUCAACUUUUAUGUGUCAUCAACAUUCAUUUCAGUCAUCAAUUCGUUAGAGUUUGGAGAUGGUCUUGUAGAACUGAGGUUUGCGCAGAUAGGAAUGUGCACAAACUCCGACUAGUAGAGAAACAGGAAUACGAAACUUUCAUUAGAAUAAAACGUCAUCAUCGUUUGAUGACGGACUACAGCAUCACACUCAGUGUUAACCGAUAUGAAAAUUCGUGAACUACGGCUCAAACGUCUGAUUUAGAGUCAGUGUGUUUUCAAUAGCCUGAGAAUUCAGUAGACAC
Messenger RNA from Schistosoma spindalis, 606 nucleotides. The record is from the annotation of a GenBank genome assembly. Lineage: Eukaryota; Metazoa; Platyhelminthes; Trematoda; Strigeidida; Schistosomatidae.